UACGUACAUUUCCAGAAGGAGAAUGUUUCGAGUCCGAUGUGUUAGCUGUCAUUGAAAAGCAGAGAGAGACAGAAUGAACAUUCGCUGUCAGCUUUAUUCUCAAAGGGGAAACAGCAGGUGCACAUCCAAAUAAGUGGAAUGUCAUGAAAGCAUCGCGAUGUCCGUUGAAGAAUGUAGUUUGGUAAUCUGUCUUUAAUCGCGGCAUUAAGACUAGAAUGGCCGGACAAAUAGGCAAUGUCAACCCGAACAUGAUGCAGAUAGGUCUUGGGGAUAGAUAAUUGUGUUCCUCUUUUCGGUGCGAGUCGUGAUCAGGCAAGACAGUGAACCGACAGGACACUCGAUGAAUUGACAGCACUGCCCGCUAUUGGAGGAAAAGACAUGGAUAGAUGCAGAAUUAUUUGCACAUUUGCUGGGGUAGCCUUUCAUUUGAUGUAGGUGUCAUUGGUUAUAGUAAAGCCAUUUCUUAGCCAAUAGGCCGUGUUGCGUGUAUUUUGACAAAUUCCAGGAAAUCCAACAGCGGGUUGGGAGAAUUGCAGUAACGAAUUUUUAUCAUAUUGCAGGCUGUGGACUCCAUCAGCAGCAGCAGCAGGAGCUCCACUGCUGCAACAAGACCAGAGGGAGAGAGAGAGAAGCUGUCACAGGAUGCCAUGUCAUCCCCACCAAGAGGCUAUUUAUAGCAGGGUCUGAACCAUGAUGCUUUCCAUCGUGGCUGUUUGAUGCUGCUGCUGCUUGGGUAGAGCGGCUCGUUGAGACGACUCUCCGCCCCCCCCUCCAAGCCCCCUCCAAGCCCCCUGUUACCCCCACCCACCAGCCACCAUGUUGAUCAAGGAGUACCGGAUCCCCAUGCCCAUGAGCGUGGAGGAGUACCGCAUCGCCCAGCUCUACAUGAUCCAGAAGAAGAGCCGAGAGGAGAGUUGUGGUGAGGGCAGUGGGGUGGAGAUCCUAGAGAACAAGCCGUAUGAGGAUGGUCCAGGCGGGUCGGGACAGUACACACACAAGGUGUACCACAUCGGGAAACACAUCCCCUCAUGGUUCUGCUCCAUCCUGCCUCAGGCUGCUCUACGCGUGGAAGAGGAGUCCUGGAACGCCUACCCAUACACACGCACACGGUAUACCUGUCCAUUCGUAGAGAAGUUCUCCAUAGACAUUGAGACGUAUUAUAAACCUGACACAGGGACCCAAGAGUGCUUCAAUCUGUCAUCAGCAGAAAAAAGAACAAGGACUAUAGACCCCAUUGACAUUGUGAAGGACUACAUUGCACCCCAUGAGUACCUGGUUGAGGAGGACCCUAAGCUGUACUUAUCAGAGAAAACCAAGCGAGGACCACUGACUGACGACUGGAUCGAGCUCAUCAACCAGAACCCGACCCAGAACACGGUCAUGUGUGCCUACAAGCUCUGCAAGGUGGAGUUCAGAUACUGGGGCAUGCAGUCCAAGAUAGAACGCUUCAUUCACGAUGUUGGCCUGCGUAAGGUGAUGGUGCGUGCCCACCGGCAGGCGUGGUGCUGGCAAGAUGAGUGGUACGGUCUGACCAUAGAGGACAUCAGACAGCUGGAGCUAGAGACCCAGCUAGCCCUGGCCAGGACGAUGGCCCAGUACAGUCUCAGUGACACCGAGGAGGGGGCGGAAGUCACCAACGGGACCCCUGCCACCCCCGGCCAGGACCAGGAGGGAGUGAAGGCCCUGGGGGAGGGGGGAGAGGUGGAGGGAGGACGGACAGGGCUGGGAGAUGCGUUACAGACGCGUGGAGAGCUCACCAAGCAGUGGUCGACUUCGUCCAAGUCGUCUAAUAGAUCCUCGAAGAGAGGAGGAAGCCCCGUCCACCAGAACAUCUCAGAGUGGCGGAUGCAGAGUAUCGCUCGUGACUCCGAGGACAGCACGGACGACGAGUUCUUUGACGCUCACGAGGACUUCUCUGGGGAUGAGGAGAUGCUGUUACAUGUCAAGGAGAUGACCAAGUGGAGUUCCAACGACCUAAUGGACAAGAUGGAGACUACAGAGAUGGACGAGGGCCAGGAGAGCCUGUAUCAGUCGGGUGAAGAGUAUGCCGCGACCAGUAGUGACGAGAGACUCCUUGAGCGUCACGUCUCUAGUAAACGGAGACGUCGCUCCACUGUCAGGUCCCGCAGACGACCAGCUGAUGGGUCGUCUCAGCAGUGUCUGGCGCCCUCAAAGAUCCACGUUCUCCUCCUGGUGCUUCACGGGGGUAACAUCCUAGACACUGGAGCAGGUGAGCCAAAUAGUAAGCAGGCGGACGUUAACACUCUGACCGGAGCGUUUGAGACAGUGAUGAGGGUCCAUUACCCAGCAGCCCUAGGACGCAUCGCCAUCCGCAUGGUCCCUUGCCCCGCGAUUUGUGCCGACGCCUUUUCCCUGGUGUCCAAUCUCAGUCCUUAUAGUUAUGAUGAGGGCUGCCUCUCCAACAGUCAGGACCACAUCCCUCUAGCUGCACUGCCUCUAUUGGCCACCUCCGCUCCCCAGUACCAGGAUGCCGUGGCUACCGUCAUCCAACGAGCCAAUCAGGUGUAUGGGGACUUCUUAAGGUCCUUGGAAGGGACAUCCUUCUCCGGACAGGUGUGUGUGAUCGGGGACUGUGUAGGUGGUAUCCUAGGGUUUGAUGCUCUGUGCAGCAGUAACGUCACUGUCUCAGAGAGCCAGAACAGCAGCAGACGAGGCAGCACUGUCAGCGCACAGGACACAGACCUCCUCUCCCCAGGCAUCAUAAUAAACAGUGUCUCGCCGUCCUCUCCGUCUCUGGAGGGCAGUCGCCAUCUUAGUCGCAGUAACAUCGACAUCCCUCGCAGCUCAGGGCCUGACGACCCCAAGACAAUGCUGCCACGCAAACGCAGCGACUCCUCCACCUACGAACUAGACACCAUCAAACAGCACCAGGCCUUCCUGUCCAGUCUCCACAGCAGUGUGUUGAGAACAGACCCGGGUUCAAGGCGUUCCAGCAGCAGUACCAUGCUAGAGGGAGGGGGGGCACUAGGGAGGCUGGACUUCGAGGUGGCGGACUUCUUCCUCUUUGGUUCUCCUCUGGGGCUGGUGCUGGCGCUGAGGAAGACUGUUGUGCCGUCUAUAGAUGUCUCAGCGUUGCGUCCAGCUUGUCAGCAGGUGUAUAACCUAUUUCAUCCAGCGGACCCCUCUGCCUCCCGCCUGGAGCCCCUCCUAGAGAAGAGGUUUCACCAGCUGCCCCCCUUCUGUGUCCCCCGUUACCAACGCUUCCCUCUGGGGGACGGGCACUCGGCUCUGCUGGUGGAGACGAUGCAGAGUAACUCCCAGCUCCUGUUGGAGUCAGUACCCCUGUCAGUACCCCUGCGUUACCAGGAGGGGGGCGUCAGUGAGACCUCCAUCCCCGUCCCUGUACUCAACUGGCCCCAACAGGCCUCACAGCUCAACGACACUGACGUGCUCCACUCCCACUGUGGUGUGUUUGUGGACAGCCAGUACCCGUCCUCCCCACUGACCGGACCCCCCCACCCCAGGGGCCUCCGUAGGUCCAGCGAGGCCAGCAUCGCCAGCCAGGUGUCAGGCAUGGCUGACUCAUACACCGCCUCUAACAUCGCCAACACCACUAAAUGCCAAAGCAGCCCGUCUAAGAAGCUGGGUCUCCUUUCCCAGCUAGCGCUUCCUAAACUCCCCUCGAGAAGCCCCUCUCCGCGGGCCAGGAAGAAGAUCCGACCCCUCCUCUCUCUCGGACGCACCGACUCAGACCAGGGUGACAAUGACGUCACCGCCUCUGAUGUCUCAGACUUGCCAUCUGACAUCACCGAUAUGAACUCUGACUCCUCGUCGCCAGACACGCUGAUGGACGUAGAGCAAGUUGCUUCUCGGUGGUGGGGCAGUAAGCGGAUGGACUUUGCCCUGUACUGUCCUGAUGCCCUCACAGCCUUCCCCACUGUAGCCCUGCCUCACCUCUUCCAUGCGUCGUACUGGGAGUCCACUGACGUCGUCUCCUUCCUACUCAGACAGGUGAUGAGGCAUGAGAACUCGAGUAUUCUGGAGCUGGACGGUAAAGAGGUGACCGAGUUCAAGCCCUCUAAACCCAGAGAGAAGUGGAUCCGCAAGAGGACCCACGUCAAGAUCAGGAACGUGACGGCCAACCACCGCGUCAACGAUGCUGUGUUCUCUGAGGACGGAACGCAGCUGGUGAUGGGACGCUUCAUGUAUGGCCCUCUGGACAUGGUCACCCUCACUGGAGAGAAGAUUGACAUCCACAUCAUGACCCAGCCCCCCUCAGGAGAGUGGGUGUACUUUGACACCGAGCUGACCAAUAGCAGCGGACGUAUCUCUUAUGUCAUUCCAGAGAGCAAAAGGCUGGGCAUUGGAGUUUAUCCUGUCAAACUGGUCGUCAGGGGUGACCAUACAUUUGCGGACAGCUACCUGACGGUGUUGCCGCGGGGAACGGACUUUGUAGUGUUCAGUAUCGACGGCUCGUUUGCUGCCAGCGUGUCCAUCAUGGGCAGCGACCCCAAGGUCAGGGCUGGAGCUGUGGACGUGGUCAGACACUGGCAGGACCUGGGCUAUCUGAUAGUGUAUGUGACGGGUCGUCCAGACAUGCAGAAGCAGCGUGUGGUGGCCUGGCUGUCUCAACAUAACUUCCCUCAUGGAAUAGUGUCCUUCUGUGAUGGCCUGGUCCACGACCCCCUCAGACACAAGGCCAAUUUCCUCAAGGCCCUCAUCUGUGAGGCCCAUAUGAAGAUAUUUGCAGCGUACGGCUCUACUAAGGAUAUCACAGUGUACUCCUCCUUAGGCCUGCCCCCGUCACACAUCUACAUAGUGGGAAGGCCCACCAAGAAGAUGUCCAGCCAGUGUCAGUUCAUCCCAGACGGCUAUGCGUCCCAUCUGUCCCAGCUGGAGUACAGUCAGAGGUCUCGUCCUGCCAAGACCGCCAGCGCCCGUAUUGUUCUCCGUAAGGGAAGCUUCGGACUGGGCGCCGCCGGGGGGGACUACCUCCGCAAGCGCAACCACAUCCUGCGCUCCAUCAACUCAACCGGGGGGGCGGGCUCUAGCUCCCCUGGCCAACCAGGGCGCACGGAACGCACGCUGAGCCAAUGCGAGGUGGAGAGGGAGAGAGCAGGAGCGGGGACCCAGAGGAGUAUGAGUAUAGCAGCUGGGUGUUGGGGCCGCACCGGAAGCACCAAGGAGGGGUCAGGAGGAUUACUCAGCCCAAAAUAGGACUCACCAGACUGGGCUACAGGGGGGAGGGGCCCUGCCUGGCUCUACCUGGAGCACUAUGAUCUUUGGACUGGCCCUGAGAGAAAGAAGGAAGAAGUAUGUUUAAGAGAGAGUUAGAGAAAGGAAAGGAUGGGAUGAAAGAAGGAUAAGGUUUACUGAGGGGCGGAAAGUGAGAGGGAGGAGGUGAAAGGAGAGGGAGGGAAAAGGGCAAAGAGGGUGAACAAGAGGAAGAAGCAGGGUCUCUUGGGAAAUAGAUAUGAAAGGAAUAGAGAGAAGAAAAGAUUGGAUGAGUGAAAAGUAAAGCCAGAAAGAUGGGAGGUGCUCUGACUUUGCUGUAAAGAAUCAAAUGACAUUUCUACUGUAGCAUUAGAGUCUCACAGUCAAGACUUUUAUAUAACCUACCUUGGCCACUAAAAGAAAAUAACUGGAAAAUAAAACAAAUUCAAACUAAAAACAAACGAUCGUAAGCCUUAAUCGUCACCCCCUGAGGGCCUGGAGUGCCUACCCUUGUCGGAGUAAUGGUUGAAUGUACUCUCUCUACCUAGAGGACAAUGGGAAUUCACACACAUACAAACACCCCAGCUCAGGCCAGGACAUUGGAGCCACAAAAAUAAGACUCAAAUGGUGAUCUGGAGGUCAGGGGGGUCAGUCUGUAGCCAUGGCAACAAGUCAACAACUUCAUCUGUUUUUAUCCCUCUAUCCGCUGAGAUACACCUCUUUCCUUCCUUCCCUCUAACACCGCUGUGUCUGGCAAUAAGAAACGAGUCCCCUCACACUGCCAAGAGAAGCACCACUACCCUAUAGAAAGAGAGAGGGAAGAGGAGAAGCAAGAGGAAGAGGGGUGGAAGGAAAGAGGGUGGAUACAGAGAGAGAUGCAAGACAAAAGGGAGGGGAAAGGUUAUGGAUGAGAUGUACAAUUUCCUCUAGUCUAUUCCUGGGCCAUUUCUCUACUUUUAUCAGUGUGGUACUACACAGUGAUUUCUACCGUUGACCUUAGCUCGGCUCCAGUCCUUUUCACUCCGUAACAGAGUAGCUACUGUACUGUACCACGUCUUUCAGUAUGGCCUGUGGGCCAUCCCAGGCCUUAAACCCCAAUGACACAUUUAUAAAGUCAGACUGAAGGAUCCCAGGACUGAGCUAGACAAGGCUUGUCAUAGCAGUAGACAUUAGUGACACUUUUUAAACGCUGAACAAACAGAACACAGCAGCAAUCCCUUUACCAGACCAUCUGCUUGCAAUACCUCUGAGCCACCAGUAGGGGAGCAGUGUCUUUCGCUGUUUUCCAAAAGCAUGAUGCUGUUGGUAUUCAUUCAGUUCAUCCUGCUGCGCCUCUUAGCUAUCAACCUUUGUCAUUACACACCAUUCAGUGACACUCCAGUGGACUUCCCUAUGAUGCUCAGAGCUCUUUCCUCCUUGAGGGAUGUGAUGAAUGCUAUUCAUUGGACAUUGCUACAUUUCAGCCUGGAUACUGAAAGUGAUCUAGGCUUUUCACAGUGAUUUAAGCUUUUCAGCGAACCCUCACUAUUCAAAGGAUUUUCAGGAUUUCUAACAAACAGACGAGAACAGGCGAUGAGGUCACAGGAAGAAGGGUUGUAACGUUCUGAGAGCAGACAGGAUGGCCAGACCUCAUCAGAGGCAGGAAGACAUGCUUUGAUUCCAUUUUAUUUCAGAGUUCCCCUAUCCUGUUUUUUUUUUUAAAGCUGGUUUUUACCUAAUAAUAACCACCCUCUGAUACCAAGUUGUUUCCAAUUGUGAUUCAUUAUCUGAAGUACCAGAGAAUAUACAAUGUUAUUACUUAGCAAAUACCAGCUGGUAUCGGACUAUAAAAUAAAGGGUUACUAAUGCUUUCACUAAAGCUAUGGCAACCUGUACAGAGAAUUUUAGAUGAACACCUAAAUCUCAUACUACCUGUUAUCUAAUACCUGGCACCUACUGUAUGGUUAGGUAUUAUCAUUGUCUUCAAUUAUAUCCCCAUUACUAAUCACCCAAAGCCAACAAUCUCUCUCUCUAGUGGCUGUAGUAUCUCAACCUGUUCAACCUCGUUGUUGUUUUUUGCACUAGUUUAUGUUGGAGAAUCGUGUUACCGUCUAAUGUCGCUACAUAUUGUUACCUUUUUGUAGUGCAUGACAUAAAAACGAUUCAUUAUUGCAGGGUAUAUGUGCUGCAGUAGUACGCACACUCGUGUACAUUUAUUCAAUGUCAGGAUUACUGAAUAAUGUAAAAUAACGUGCCAAAAAACGAAACAGUUGUUGGUUGUGGGAAGCUAAUGUACCAGGCUGUAUCCCACCGUUUCUUUGUAUUGUGAGAAGAGUCGGGGCUUGCAUUGGCAGCAUGAUGGCGUGGCUUUAGCUGAAAAGGCAUGUGUUCUAUACUGUAUUUUAACAAUGUCAAUCAGAUUACAUCUGAUUUGUAGAUCUUUUUGAAUCCAAUAUAUUGUCCACAUCUAAGGGGACAUAAUGGCUAGCUGUAUAGGAUGUGGUUAUGGUUGUACUUUUACUUAUAACUUGAGAGCUUGGAAGCUCUAGCAUAUUGUUUUGAUUCUAGGGACAUGCUACUAUUGCCAACUUGUAUUUAUUGCAACCUGUUAUGACACCACUCAAGCGCAGUAGCAUAAGUGAUGAUUGUUAGUUAAAGCAAUAGUUCACUUCAAAAUCUACUUUUUUUUUUUUGUCAGACAUUGAUCAGACCUAUUAAAAAAAAGGUUGUAACUUCAAGUCUCUGUCCCACACCAUAGGUUGUGUAGAUCCAACUACAUAAGGUCACUUUUGAGGUUUGACCAAGUCGUACAAACUUUGAUCUUUCGGUGAACUACGACUUUAAUCAAGGAUGUAGACUAGAGCUGUAGGUGACUGGCUGGAAGGCACUAGGGGAGGUUUUGGAUACUGCCAUACUGUUUCCCCUCUGGCCUGUGGUCUGGUGAUGAUGAGCUGAUCAUCCUCCUGCUACAGGCUUGGAAAGCCCAGACUGUACAUGAUCCAUGGAUAUGUCUGUCUGUCUGUCAGUGUAGAUACUGUAAAAAUUAUACUGUAUAUGUAGGAAUAUAAUGGUUGAGAAGUAUUUAUUUCCGUAACAUGAGUUUAAUUUCUAUUAUGGAUCUUUCAGGUGAACAAUAUUUGAAUAUGUAGCGUUUUGUUUAUGAUGAGGACCAACAGUCAGUGGAAGGUGUGUAUUUUCUUUGCCAAUAUUAUUGUUUCAGUCGCAGAGUAGCAUAACCACAAGGCACAGACAGAGACAAUCUAUCUAACAUGCACGAGUAUAGACAACAUUAACAACAUCCACUAUCCCACCCCUUCACACUUCUGCUGUCCCUUUACAAAGGUUAACUGUUAAAGGUUCAAUUAUUUUAUAGUGAAAACAAAACUAUUUUUCAAACCGGAGCAUUUUACAAAGCCUUGACAAAAUACUGUAUUGCUUCCUAUCUUCUGUGAAGGCAGAUUUUUCCCCCCUUCAGAAUGAAGAAAUGUUUGAUUGUGAAUAUGUCAAGUGAAUUCCAUCUAUUUUACCUGUAAUAUGUGGUGUUCAAAAUAAUUCAGACUGGGUUAGCCAUCAAUAUUGUAUACAGUAGUUAUAUAUCAAUUAUGUUAACCACUAACCCUUAUAGUAUGUCUUGAAAUUGAAAUGUAUUUGAGAAUAUUAGAAUUAUUGCCACUUUAGUAGCAGUCUUGCAUGUACUGUACUAUUAGAUGCCAGUUUUACACAGAACAUGUUUUCUACUUUAUGGGGCCACGUGUGUGUGACUGAAGAGUUAUUAUAGUUCAAUGCCUUGUAGAUAUGUAAAGGAUAAAUAAUCAACAAUGGGCUAUGCUUUCUAUGGAAAAUAUUAAAGAUGUUUCCAGAGAACGCAUAGAGCACCGAGUUGAUUAUCCUUUUUAUACCAUGGCUAUAAUUGCAACACAUUUGGCACUAAGAAUGUGUUCAUUUGUUUACUAGAUAGCUACAACAGUUGCCUUGGUAAACAAACAGACUUGCUAGUUUAGCUAACCAAACCCUAGACCAAUCCAUCAGUCCUAGCUUGCUAUUAUGAAAAUGUAAUUAAACAA
This is a messenger RNA of Salmo salar (Atlantic salmon), 9218 nucleotides long. The record is from RefSeq and is a predicted model, not a curated record. Lineage: Eukaryota; Metazoa; Chordata; Actinopteri; Salmoniformes; Salmonidae.